This is a messenger RNA of Ornithorhynchus anatinus (platypus), 2478 nucleotides long. It is a transcript of the gene ATF1, whose product is annotated as activating transcription factor 1. Gene Ontology annotation, molecular function: protein binding; RNA polymerase II cis-regulatory region sequence-specific DNA binding; DNA-binding transcription factor activity, RNA polymerase II-specific. The transcript has 8 exons. Gene Ontology annotation, biological process: regulation of transcription by RNA polymerase II. Lineage: Eukaryota; Metazoa; Chordata; Mammalia; Monotremata; Ornithorhynchidae. Gene Ontology annotation, cellular component: ATF4-CREB1 transcription factor complex; nucleus. Bases 149 to 1090 code for a protein of 313 amino acids. The record is from RefSeq and is a predicted model, not a curated record.
CCGCCCUGGGACUGGACGACGACGAGAGGCCCGAGCGGCAGCGGCAAGGGGAGGGGCGGCCGGCGGGCCGCCAUUAUCCCCUCCCGCCGUCUCCCCGGCCCGGGCCCGCGGCGGGGAGCGGCGGGGGCGGCGGCCGCCUCAGUUGAUUAUGGAAGAAGUGCACAAGAGUAAUAACUCCGAGACAGGGCCUCAGCCGGGCACCGUGGUUCAGGGUACUCACCUCUCUCACAUUGCCCAGCAGAUGUCGCUCAGAGGAGCCGUGCCAAUGACGGUCGUGCAGCUGCCUGGAGAGCAAGUUCACGUCCAGGGGGUCAUCCAGACGGCUCUCUCCUCGUCCGUCAUCCACUCUCCACAGGCACAGACCGUGCAGGGGUCGUCCUUGUCGGAGAGUGAGGAUUCUCAGGAUUCGUCGGACAGCAUAGGCUCCUCCCAGAAAGCACGAGGCAUCCUAGCUCGGCGCCCUUCUUACAGGAAAAUUUUGAAAGAUCUCUCUUCAGAAGACACGAGGGACAGGAAAGGAGACGGAGAGAACGCGGCAGUUUCCUCUGUGACGUCUAUGUCUGUCUCAACUCCUAUCUACCAGACGAGCACCGGACAGUACAUUGCCAUCGCCCCCAAUGGGACUCUGCAGCUGGCCAGUCCGGGGGCCGACGGGGUGCAGGGCCUGCCCACCUUAACGAUGGCUAACGCCGGCGGCGCUCAGCAAGGGACCACCAUCCUCCAGUACGCCCAGACGUCCGACGGCCAGCAGAUCCUCGUCCCCAGCAACCAGGUGGUCGUGCAGACCGCCUCCGGGGACAUGCAGACUUUCCAGAUCCGCACCACCCCGACCACCACCUCCCUCCCUCAGACAGUGGUGAUGACUUCGCCGGUCUCCCUGUCAUCUCAGACCACCAAGACGGACGACCCCCAGUUGAAGAGGGAAAUAAGGCUGAUGAAAAACAGGGAAGCCGCACGAGAGUGCCGGAGAAAGAAGAAAGAAUAUGUCAAGUGUCUGGAAAACCGAGUUGCGGUCCUGGAAAACCAAAACAAAACUUUAAUAGAAGAGUUAAAAACUUUGAAAGAUGCCUACUGCAAUAAAAGUGUGUAAAGCAAAGAAUAAGAUAUUUUUGCGGACUUGCCUAGAGAUCAGAUGGAUUUUGUUUUUAUAUGGAGUUUUAUAAAUGAAAUGAAAGGUCAAAAGUGAAAGGUUUUUUUUUUUUUUUUACUAGAUUUAAAGACUAAAAGAUUUUAUUUACAAGAUGUUGGCCACAGAGUACAAAAGGAAACCUCAAGACAAACAGGACGUGACUAUUUUCAUACUGGAGUGAGAUUUGCAGUUUGAUUUUUUUUUUUUAAAUAAUAAUAGCUGUCGACUAUUAAAGGGUGGCAGAUGAUAUGGAAUCCACCGAUGAAAAUUUACUAUCAUCCUACAGUAUGUACCAGUAGACAUUUUCAUUUCUGACUGUUUUCUUUGUUGGUUCAUAUUUGUAAAUAUAUGGGGGUUUUUCUGCCAAUAAACUUUAAUGGCAAGUGUAGAAAAAAUAGCAGAAAAAAGGAUUCUUCUGCUAAAUGUAUAAAUUAUGUAUUCUUUGAUCAACUGUCCUGUCUUUAAAACUGUGGGGGUUUUGUCUUAAAAAAACCAAAAAACCAAAAAAAAUGUUUGCCGUGUGGAUCGAAUUUAGGUGAUAUGAGCGGAAGUUAGUGCCAUCCCGUUACCACGUCUGGUCUUGGAAGGCACAAGAACUAAGUGAAGAGUUUCAAAAGGGGAUUUCAGAUAGUUAAUAAUCAAACUGAGAAGAGCUGUACAAUAAGUUUUCAAACUUAAUAAGUUUUUUUGCGGGGGCGGGGGGGGGUUCCCAUGUGUGAGUAUUUUCUGUAAAUCCAUAAUGACUUGCGUGCUGCUGUUUAAAUGCAACUGAACCUGGAUUCUUAUUCUAUUUCAAACCAUCUUUGCUCUUGGGCAGGAUAGAAUGUUUACAAGACUCCGAAAGACCUUGAUGGAGAACUUUUUUUAAAAAAAAUUAGGCUCAAAAUGCCUAGCAGAGCAUUUUUCCAGAAGGGUUUUCUAAUCGGGAUCUGAUGUCAUUUUUAAGAGCAAGGUCAUUCAUUUUUUCAAGAGAGCAGAUAUUUUGUGUGCUAUGAAUGGUCCCUUUGUAGGAAGAGACUGUAUUUUUAUAGCUAAUCCUUAUACAAUUUAAAUUGCGACUUCAAGCAUAUUUUAUCCGUUUCCACGGUUCUUUUAGUAAACUAGAUUAUUUGUGUCUCAGAUUAUCGAUUUUAUAUUUUUACUGGGGAGUAAGGUUUUCUGAGUAGCAAAUCUUUUCGAAUCACGGGCGAAUUUCUGAGCGCAUAUGCAAUCGAUUUACAUUUCCAACCUCUACCUGUGUUCUCUGUACUCCAAGCUGUACGCACUUCUGAAUUUACCGCAAAAAUGCUGUUCCCACUCUGUACUAUUUUGUUUUGCGCCUGCAAAAUUAAAGGGCCUUUUUGACACGA